AUGUUGGUCUUCGAUACAACUUAUAAAACAAAUGCAUAUAACAAUCCUUUUGUUAUUUUUGCCGGGGUCAAUAACCAUUUUGAAACCACCAUAUUUGCAUGCAGCUUGCUUGUUGAUGAGACAAUUGCAACAUACACAUGGGUUUUGCAAAAGUUGUUAGAGGCCAUGGAUAACAAAAGACCAGUGUCAGUGUUGACAGAUGGGGAUAUGGCCAUGCGUGAGGCAAUACAAAAAGUCUUCCCAAGUGCCAAGCAUUGUCUAUGUAAUUGGCAUAUGCACAGAAAUGCCAAGCGAAAUGUUCGAGUUGAUGGAUUCGAGGGACAUUUCAAGCAUCUCAUGGAUCUUGAUGCGAAUGAGGUUGUAUUUGAGGAAGCUUGGAGUAAGAUGAGCAGUCAGCGUUGUGAGGGCAUGAAUGCUUUUUUCAAUGAGUGCCUCAAACGAAAAUUGAAACUAUUCGAAUUUGUUAGAUGUUUUGACAUGGCCCUUUAUCGGUUACGGAACAAAGAAGCGGAUGCCGAGGCAAAAACUGACAACAGUGAUCCUUGUCUUACCACAGCACUUCAGCCUCUAGAGAAACAUACAGCAACCAUCUUUACCAGACGUUUGUUCUUAAUGUUCCGUAAUGAAAUAAUUGAGGAAGCAUUGUUGAUUUUUGAUGGAAGGAAAGAGGAGUUCGAUCAUCGCAUAUACAAAUUUUCAAAGUAG
Camellia sinensis is the source of this 705-nucleotide messenger RNA. The record is from RefSeq and is a predicted model, not a curated record. NCBI's taxonomy places the organism in Eukaryota, Viridiplantae, Streptophyta, Magnoliopsida, Ericales, Theaceae.